Molecule: messenger RNA, 1824 nt
Organism: Talaromyces rugulosus
Lineage: Eukaryota; Fungi; Ascomycota; Eurotiomycetes; Eurotiales; Trichocomaceae
Exons: 4
Coding region: 1-1824 (607 amino acids)
Biological process (GO): branched-chain amino acid biosynthetic process
Cellular component (GO): mitochondrion
Molecular function (GO): dihydroxy-acid dehydratase activity
Source: RefSeq, a predicted model, not a curated record
AUGUUUUUGUCACAGGCUCGUGGGCGGAUGCCCUCGGCCAUUCGAGCUUUUCAGAAUGCCUCUCUCGCUUCUCGCUCACUUUCGACCACUCUCCCACGCCACAAGGAUGACACCCUCAACAAGGUGUCGCGGAAUAUCACGCAGCCCAUCUCGCAGGGUGCGUCGCAAGCCAUGCUGUACGCCACCGGCCUGUCCGAAAGCGACAUGAACAAGGCACAGGUCGGAAUCUCGUCGGUCUGGCUGACGGGAAACCCGUGCAACAUGCACCUGCUGCAGCUUAGCAAUAUAGUGAAAGAGGGCGUGGAAAAGGCAGACUUGAUCCCGUACCAGUUCAAUACGGUGGGUGUCAGUGACGGAAUCAGUAUGGGUACCAAGGGCAUGCGGUUUUCGCUGCAGAGCCGAGAUCUGAUUGCCGACUCGAUCGAGACUGUCAUGGGCGGACAGUGGUAUGAUGCGAAUAUCAGCAUUCCCGGAUGCGACAAGAACUUGCCCGGUGUUUUGAUGGCGAUGGGAAGGAUUAACAGACCCAGUAUCAUGGUCUACGGAGGGUCUAUCAAGCCUGGAUGUGCUGCCACGCAAAACAAUGCCGAUAUUGACAUUGUUUCUGCUUUCCAAGCCUACGGACAGUUUUUGAGCGGCGACAUUAACGAGGAGAAACGCUUUGAUAUUAUCCGUCACGCCUGCCCCGGCCAGGGUGCCUGUGGCGGCAUGUACACUGCAAACACCAUGGCCAGUGCCAUUGAAAUCAUGGGCAUGACUCUUCCGGGCUCUUCUUCCAACCCCGCCGACUCCAAGGCCAAGGAGCUUGAAUGCUUGGCCGCAGGUGCAGCCAUCAAGAACCUGCUGGUCGAAGAUAUCCGUCCAUCGGACAUUUUGACCCGCCAGGCCUUUGAGAACGCGAUGAUUCUCGUCAACAUCACCGGAGGCUCGACCAACGCGGUUCUCCAUCUGAUUGCCAUUGCCGACUCGGUCGGCAUCAAGCUAACCAUUGACGACUUCCAGGCUGUCUCUGAUCGCACGCCCUACCUGGCCGAUCUGAAGCCGUCUGGCAAGUACGUUUUCAACGAUUUGUACAACAUCGGUGGCACGCCCUCUCUCAUCAAGUUUAUGCUGAAAGAAGGCUUGAUUGACGGCUCCUGCAUUACGGUUACCGGAAAGACACUGGCUGAAAACGUCGAAAAGGUCCCCGACUUCCCCGACGACCAAAAAAUCAUCCGCCCGCUCUCACAGCCCAUCAAGGAAACAGGUCACAUCCAGAUCCUGCGCGGUAGUCUGGCCCCCGAGGGCUGUGUCGGUAAGAUCACGGGCAAAGAGGGCACUGUGUUCAAGGGCAAGGCGCGUGUGUUUGACGAAGAGGACGCUUUUUCGGCUGCCCUCGAGCGCAAAGAGAUCAAGAAGGAUGAAAAGACUGUGGUUGUUAUCCGAUACUGCGGCCCCAAGGGCGGGCCUGGAAUGCCUGAAAUGCUGAAACCCUCGUCCGCCCUGAUGGGCGCGGGUCUCGGCGAUUCGUGCGCCCUCAUCACCGACGGCCGCUUCUCUGGCGGUUCUCACGGCUUCCUGAUCGGUCACAUUGUGCCCGAAGCAGCCGUGGGCGGACCCAUUGGCCUGGUCAAGGACGGCGACGACAUCACAAUUGACGCUGAACAGCGCGUUCUGGACCUGCACGUCGCUGAGGAGGAGCUGGCGUCGCGCCGCAAGCAGUGGGAUGCAGACCGCGCGGCGGGCAAGCUGCCACCUACGGGCUUGACGCUGAGGGGUACUCUGGGUAAAUAUGCUCGAUUGGUGGGUGAUGCUAGCCACGGGUGCGUUACGGAUACUUUGUAA